GAACACCUCGGUGUUCCCGCUGCUCGUUUUCCCCUUUCUGUUAUAAAACAAAAAAAAACCUAAUUGCAUAGUUUGCCCGAGGUAAACGUACUCCUUAACUACUUCGAGGGUGCUGCCUUAAACUGCAAUUGGUUCCGGACUUACAUGUUCAUUGAACAUAACCGUGGUUUUAUCCAGGUUCAUCCGAAGACCAAAGCUUUGAGAAGAAUGGGAAGGAGGGGUAAGUUACCAGAUUAUGUUGCCAUUAACCCAGAUAAGCCUACUGUCCUAUAUUUAGGACAGUAGAAAUAAAAUAAAAAAUUUCAGAAUACUCUCUUUAUCUAAGAUUAUUUAGUCUUAUGAUUAUGCAGUAAGAAACGUGUCAGCUUUAUUAGAAAAAAUAAAAAGACAGUUAUUUUAACAGUUUUUACCUUAUAAGUGUGUAAUAAAAGUGCGUUGCAGACAUGGAAAAUGACAGACCGUUAGCUGGGCAUGAAAUUUUAGAUGCUUUAGAAAAUGUUUCUGAUAAUGAAGAAGAUUAUAGAGAACGACUGAUAUGUAUUCUACCUCCUCCUGUUGAUCCUGACUGUCUCACUGACGAAGAUUCGGGUGAAGAAGAUAAUGUAACUUUGAAUAAUUUGCCACGAAACAAUCUGCUUCAACCGGCUGAAGUAAUGAUUCAAGGGCAGAUUAUGGUGAGUGAUACAGAAAAAGAACCUUCUGAUUCUACAUGUCGAACUAAACGUAGGCGUACCUACGCAUGGAGAAAACGGGACUUGGCAAAAAAUCCCGUGAAUUGGCCAGAUGUUCAAGGCGCUUGCCAAGAUAAGCGCCCAAUUGAGUGGUUUGUAAACUUCUUAGAUGAAGAUGUUAUUUCGUUGUUGGUGUCAGAGAGCAAUAAAUAUGCUGUCAAAAAGAAUUUGCCUGGAGACAUAACCACUGAAGAUAUGAAAUGUUUCAUCGGCAUAUUGUUGGUUAGUGGUUAUUCAUGGCUCCCCCGUAGAAGAAUGUAUUGGGAAAACUCCCCUGAUACAAAGAAUGAAUUGAUCAGCUCGGCUAUUACUAGGGAUAGAUUUGACUUUAUUUUUUGCCACCUUCAUGUCAAUGAUAAUCUGGAUUUGCAAGACAAAUACACAAAAGUACGCCCCCUAGUUACACUUCUAAAUAAAAAGUUCUUAGAGUUUUCUCCUCUUGAAGAGCAUUACAGUGUAGAUGAGGCCAUGAUCCCCUACUAUGGUAGACAUGGCUGCAAACAGCACAUAAAAGGUAAACCUAUUAGGUACGGGUUCAAAGCUUGGGUUGGUGCUACACGGUUAGGGUAUGUUUUAUGGAUGGAACCAUACCAAGGUGCUACAACUAUGUGCAAUCCAAUAUAAAAAAAAUUGGGGCUGGGUGCAAGCGUUGUUCUCACUUUUUGCGAUGUGCUGAUUUCACGUGACUUCGACCUUCCUUACCACGUAGUUUUUGAUAUUUUUUUUACUGGGACACCCUUGCUGGAAGAGAUAACAAAGAAAGGCCUUCGUUGCACUGGGACAGUUCGAGAAAACAGGACAUCUAGUUGUCCUCUGAUUACAUCGAAGUUACUGAAUAAAAAGGAACGUGGUGCUGUCGAUUACAGAACGACACAUGACAACACGUUCAUUAUUGCUAAAUGGCAUGACAAUUAUAUAUUCAGUAUUGCUUCUAAUGCUGUAGGAAUAAAUCUUAAACAAUCUGCCAAACGCUACUCACAAAGUGAAAAGAGAAACAUUGUCAUAGAAGAACCACAUAUGGUGUCCAUCUAUAACAAAUAUAUGGGAGGAGUGGAUCGGUCUGAUGAAAAUAUUUCACACUACCGAAUUGGUAUACGAGGUAAGAAAUGGUACAUGCCGUUGCUCACACACAUGAUUGAUCUUGCCGAACAUAAUGCAUGGCAGUUAUAUAAAAUAAAUCAUGGAAAACUGGAUCAUCUUGGCUUUCGCAGAAGGUUAGCAAUUGCUUUGAUUGAAUCAAACAGAAAAAAUGCCAAAAGAGGGCCUAGCCGACCCUCCCAUCAUGAACAUGCUGAUAGUCGUAAAGACCAAAUGAAUCAUCUGGUUAUUCCUCAAUCGAAGCAAACACACUGUCGUCACUGUCACAAAAAAUGUUUGUCACGAGUUACGUAACCACUAGCAGUAUAAAUUAAUCUUAAGUACCAUUAUGUAGGUCCGAUAACAUUUAACAUUAUCUUGUAACACAAAGCUUAUUUGUAUUGUAAUGUUUUCUUUAGAGAUAAGUCAGUUAUAAAAUUCAGUCCGAUUGUAACCUCCUAAGAGGAAAGUUGUAUAUUAAAAUAAAUAAAACAUUUUUUAAAAGCUCCUCUCCUGCCAGCACGACAUAACUGGCGCAGUCGAUCGGUAGGAUCAAGUAAAUACAGGAUAAAUUCUCUAGUGCUGAUCCUACAAAGAACCUACUAGUGCAAGCAGGAAGGUGAAGACAACUGGCAACGGACACCUGGACCUGACACAUCCAGUCGCAGGAAGGACACCAUAUGGGCAGCGGAAAGCUCUACGUGGGGUAAGCGUUUAUACAUUUAUCCGAGUAUUUCCCUGUGCACCAUCCCUCCUCGAAAACUGUGAAUUCACUAGAUUGUAUCAAUUUUUAAUUUUUGUAACUCGUGUAAUUUGUGUUGUCAGUAGUAAUCCAGCAAUUGUUAAACGUUCCCCGUUAGAUAAUAUUUCAAUUGGUAGGAAUAGUUUAAAUUGUAAAAUGGACAAAGUGCGCAGUUACAUGUACCCAUAAUAGAAAUUGACCAAUCUUUAUAUACAGCAAGUGCUGAAUAUGCAAAAAUCAGCGAAUUGUUACCAAGCUACGAUGGUAAUAAAAAAACGUUAAAUUUCUUUAUAAAAGCGGUAGAAAAUGUUCUGGACAUUGUAAAAAAUAAAGAUAAUGAUCCUAGCAUCGGAUCACUUAUAAUAAAGAAGUUACAAGGCUUACAAGCGAUAGAAGUCUUAGCAGAGGUGCCUAGUUUUAAAACUUGGCCUGAGAUUAAAACCUCACUUCAAAAUAGAUUCGGCGAAACGCGUGAGGAAAUCAUUUUAGUACAUGAAUUGAAUAACUUGACAAAAAAUAAAAUAGAUUUACUAAAAAACUGCGAUAAAGUCAGAGAAUUAACAUACACAUUAAUAGAUAUAGAUCCAACAAAAAAAGAAUAUUAAGAGAAAAUGGGCAUUAAUACGCUCGUAAAUCAACUAAGUCCAUUCGUAUCCUUAGCGACAAGGAUGAAUAAUCCCAAAAACUUAGAAAGUGCAAUCCAUAUCGCAAUACAGGAGGAUCAUAAACUAAAAACAUAUCGAGUAAAUAAUCCGGUUAACGUUAGUAGGCAAGAAGCGAAUACAAAACCAACUUAUUCUUAUCCAUAUAAUAAACCCAAACUCGAGUUCCAACAAAUAAAAAAAGAGUAAGACAGAACCCAACAAAAAAUAUAAAGUUAAUUACCAACAAAAUGAGAUAACCAACGACGUAUCGGAUUCUGACUCAGAAGUCACUCAGAACGUAGAAGAGUACGAUGGAAAUUUUCAACAAAUUAUAGAGACAGUCCAGAGUAAUUUAUAUAAAUAACCACAACGGUCUACCAUCAAUCUAUAUUAACGAACUUGGCGGUAGAUUCCUUAUUGAUACUGGCGCAGCAAAAUCAUUAAUUAGCCCCAGAGUAAUUGACAAUCAUCCCGAACUUAAAAAUAAAAUUAAAAUUCAACCACACACGAUUAUAACUGUACACGGAACCUCGAAACUAAAGAAAAUAAUUGACUUAAAACUACCACCCCUAUUCAACACAAAUGCCAUUCACCCUUUUCUCAUCUUCGAAUUUGAUAAAGAUUUUAUAGGUUUAUUAGGACUUGAUUUCUUAGAAAAAUUCGAAACCAAAAUAAAUUUAAAGCACAUGGUUUUACAAAUAAAUAAUGUAUACGCGUAUCCACAAGAGCCCUGCACACAGAUUAACGAAGAUUUGAAGAUAUGCAAACAAUUAGAUUGGCGACCCCUACAGUCAUCAAAAGAAUGUAUCCCACAGAUCAUCACUCAGCAAAACAAGAUCCAGUAAACUGUACGAGAGUAACUGCAUCAUAUAACGAUUUGCUUAUAAGAAAAAUAAAGUCAAAUGUAUGGAUAGUAGUUUCUAAAAACGAAAUAAUCAUCAAGAAAUUAUGCAACAACGAAACAUUAUACCAACGCCUUAAAGGUACUAAUUUAAUAACAAUUGAUAAACAAUGUAAAAUUACCAUAAAAGAUUAUACGUUAGAAACACAUGUUAGAUAUAUUAAAUCAAGGGAAAUUAUACCAAUCCCGAAGCUAAAGUUUAAUACCGCAGCAGAGACUACUGUAGAACUUAAAACAUAGAGCUUGACAGCAUAUACAAGUUAUUAAAUAAUGCGAAAGUAUUGGAUACCGAAACUAUCCUAGAGAAGAAACAGGUAUUCGAUAACAAACCUAGUUGGCUUACUAUACUGUUACUUACUAUAUCAUUAUGUAUAAGUGUAAGCUACAUUAUGAAGAGAGACGUAAGAAGAUUCAAGUCUCGACAGAAUACACUGCAGACCGACAUCGAAAUGCAAGAAACACAGGACUUAAGGGUUGAAGAUGAACCCCAACCCUCAACCCCAGUACGUUUCAUUCUUCGGGCGGAGGAGUUACGUAACCACUAGCAGUUUAAAUUAAUCUUAAGUACCAUUAUGUAGGUCUCCUGCCAGCACGACAUAACUCACGUUGUAAGAAAUGUGAUGUUGGAGUGUGUGUCAAGUGUUUUGAAACAUAUCAUUCAUAAAUAGUGUUAAUCUAGUAAAUUACAUAUAACAAUGGGUAAUAUAAUCAAUAGUUAUCUAAUAAACUACACUUUUUGAUUACAUUCUGUUUUGUCAUAAAUGGUCUUUUAUUUCCUCUUAUUAUCCUUUUUUUUUUUCAGAGGGGAAUGCUUUAUGCAUACUCCGCGCCCCGGGGGGGGACGCGGUA
Papilio xuthus (Asian swallowtail) is the source of this 4944-nucleotide messenger RNA. RefSeq names its product piggyBac transposable element-derived protein 3-like. Bases 444 to 1355 code for a protein of 303 amino acids. The record is from RefSeq and is a predicted model, not a curated record. Gene Ontology annotation, molecular function: sequence-specific DNA binding. NCBI's taxonomy places the organism in Eukaryota, Metazoa, Arthropoda, Insecta, Lepidoptera, Papilionidae. The transcript has 2 exons.